UCAUUCUGCUUCAGAACCAUUUGGGCAACCCUCUAAUUUUGGCCAGAGAUUACAAUCAGUAAAAUGAAUAGCGACGAGCAGCUUUCUCCUAUCGGAGAAUCGAGUGUCCCAAUUCCAAACAGGAUGCUACGGCGGUUGAAGAAGGCUAAUUCGAUUUCCGAUUUAUGCCCUAGAUCUGAAACCCCCGAUUCCGCCGGCGAGGAUCUGGGUAUGCCUGGAUUGCAAUCUUCUAAUGGUUUCGAGGAAGAAGAAGAUGGGCUACAGUCUGAUCUCGAGGGUUUGGGUGUGGAGGAUGGAGUUACCGCGAGGAAGGUACUUGAUUUUGAUUCGGUGUCUGAGUUUAAUCAGACGAUUGAAGAUCCGGGUGAGAAAGGCGAAGACGACGAAAUCUCUGAUCUGAAAACUAAUGAGGAAAUUAGGGUUUCGGAAUCGACGGAAGCUGGUAAAGAGCGGCUUGAGUUUGACUCCCCAAUCGAGGAAUUGGGCGAGAAAGGUGAAGACGAGAUCUGCGAUUUGGAAUCAGAAGAGGAAAUUAGGGUUUCGGAAUCGAUGGAAGCUGGUAAAGAGCAACCCGAGUUUGAUUCCGCUGUCGAUGAAUUGGAGGAGAAAGGUGAAGACGAGAUCUGUGAUUUGGAAUCAGAAGAGGAAAUUAAGGAUUCGGAAACCAAGGAUGCUGGAAAGAAGCGAGCAGCUCUGGAGACAAGUGAUGGCGAGGGGAAGGAGAACAAGAGAGAUAAGAAGAGGAACAAGAAGAGUGAUGAUUUUGAUGAGCUGCCAAUCUCUACUGCUUCCAUGAACAUGUCUAAGAAGGAAAGAAGAGAGUAUCUUGAUCAGCUUCGUGCAGAAAACCAGAGACUCUUGCGAGAAACUAGAGAUGCUGCCUUUGAACCUGCCCCUCUUGUCAGAAAGCCGAUAUCAUCUGUAUUGGAGAAAAUUCGAAGAAGAAAAGAGGAGAUUUCAAAACAAUUCCUUAGCAGGAAGAAAUCUAAACCUAUCGACAUAUGCGACGGCGAUGAUUUGGAGGAAGUUGUAGCCGAAGAAAAUAAUGAAGAUAUGAAUUUAGAAAGUACAAGCAAGCAAAACCCUGGAGGACAGCAUUGCUCGGAGGACUCUGCAGGUCCAUCGGGGAACUUAGACAGUCCCUCUAACAAGAAAGUUGAAAGUAACCCUACUCAUCAGGAUCCAUCCUUGUGUCCACAAACGAUUGACUCUGGAGAUGAACUUCUAGAGAAGACUUCAAGCCGACCUUUGGAAGAAGUAAUGACACCUUCUGUAGUUGCCAUGAACCUCAAACUCAAUCCAUCUCCUGACAAAUCUUCUAAAGUAGCAGAGCACAUGAAGGAAAAUUCUGAUUCUGAGACCCAUGAUGAACCUGGUGACCCUGUUAGAAAAUUUAUUGAUGAGGAUGCUGAAGAGGAAGAUGACAGCGACAAUGAUUUACUCCGAUUUGAGGAUGAGGAUGAUGACGAAGAUGAAGAAGAUGAUGAUCUCAGGGAUAUGAUUGUCAGUCAAUUUAAGGAAGAUGCAACUGAUAAAGAUAGACGUAAUGAACUGCAUCAGAAGUGGCUCGAGCAACAAGAUGCUGCAGGGACAGAGAAACUCUUACAGAAGCUACAACGUGGUUUGCAACAGGAUGAAACAUUAUUGUCUGAAGAGGAAGAUGAAGAUGACGAUGAUGAAGAGAGGGCUGAAGAUGCUGAUGAUGAAGAAGUGCAAAAACCUAACGUCAAUGAAGAUGAAAAUGAAGAUGAAGAAGAUCCGAGUCAUGCAAAUUCCAUGCGAAUGACCAUGAAGAAAAUAAAGGAAAUGAUCCCUUUAAUGUUCACAGAUGAAGAUGAUGUUUAUGUGUCAUCUGACGAUGAGGAAAUGGAAAAGAAGCUCCUGCAACAGCGAUUACUCAGGAAAAUGGAGCUAAAGUCCAAGUCUUCACCAUCUAUUGGGGAUGAAAACUCUGAGGAAAUUCUUCGCCACAUCAAGAAGCCUGAGAUCAAGAAGAAAGCAAAAACUUCUUCUUAUAAAGAGAGGGCACUCAUGGGAAUGAACAAAAACCCUGCGGCAUCCAAGUCAUCAUUCUUGGGUAGACUUACAAAGAGUUCCAUAUCAGAAGGAUCUCGCAAGCGCGGUUUAAACGUUGUACGUGGCUACAUAUUCGAACGUGAUGACAGUAACACCAAAAGCUCAAACUCAGUGCCAGAAGAACCUUCAGCUCCGGAGACGAUUAUUCAAGAAAAAAGCAGACCAAAAAGAGCUCCGGCAAAAUUCACUGCCUCACAGUCACAAGAAAAAUCAGCAACAUUACAGACGACAACGGUGGUGGAGGAGACGAGCACGAGGCAACGAGCAACCUUGUACGAGAUUCUAAAGAUGUCUUCAAAGAAAACUUGCUUCAAUUCACGCGAGACAGUGAUAAGCAGCGACCACACUGAGUCUAUAUUUGCUGCUUUCAAAUUGGAUAAAAAACCAAUUAAGGCCAAUCCACAAGAGAAGAGAUGAAACAACUUAAAACAAAAAGAUAAAAGAGAACAGUGGCAAUGUGUUUUGGAGGAAUUCAGACAUUGUUGUUGUGAUGAAAAAGCACGUGUGGUGAACGUGAUUCAAAGGUGCAGCUCUCUUUGUUGAUGUGUGGCCACCGCCAAAAACGGCGUAGGACCGCGCGUUUUGGCAUUUUCCUGAUCAGAUAUCAGUCUCGAUUCUCAAGUACAUAGGUUGGUUGCUGUUAACUAAAGAGAUUUUUGUGGGAGAUAAGGUCGUCCAUCGUAGUCAUUCGAAUCGACUAAUUAUUGAAAUUUUGUUUUAUAUCCAAUGUUAUACGGUGCACUUGAAAGUGGAUACCAGUUAUUGAAUAAACCCUUUCUCAAAAGGAAAUCGCAAACAGUUUUUAUCACAUGUUGUUAAUAAUUUAUACCGAAUAAAAUUAUCUUAACCCUGUUGACCUUUUUGAGCUUCGCUGCUAAGACUGAAGAAGAAGACCAAGAGAGGGUUUCGGACACACAAAAAAAAAAAGAAAACGAAAAAAAAUCGGACAAUUUCUAUUUUAGUUUUCUUACCUCAACGUUGUUUGACUUGCAAGAGAAAAUCUCAGAUAGAUUCUGACCGGAUAAAUCUUCUUCUUUCCAGAUCCGAAUCAUCCCUCUCCUAUUAGAAGAUCUACAUAAAAA
Camelina sativa (false flax) is the source of this 3158-nucleotide messenger RNA. NCBI's taxonomy places the organism in Eukaryota, Viridiplantae, Streptophyta, Magnoliopsida, Brassicales, Brassicaceae. The record is from RefSeq and is a predicted model, not a curated record.